Molecule: messenger RNA, 930 nt
Organism: Myxocyprinus asiaticus (Chinese sucker)
Lineage: Eukaryota; Metazoa; Chordata; Actinopteri; Cypriniformes; Catostomidae
Gene: ndufv2
Product: NADH:ubiquinone oxidoreductase core subunit V2
Exons: 8
Coding region: 108-842 (244 amino acids)
Biological process (GO): mitochondrial electron transport, NADH to ubiquinone
Molecular function (GO): NADH dehydrogenase activity
Source: RefSeq, a predicted model, not a curated record
UUGAUUACACAGACUCAAAUCGUUUCUUGCAUAACCAGACCCGCUCAGUCGAUCUCAUACUGAUUGAUGUCCGCUUGUGUUUAGUGUGUCCCGAGUGCGAUAAAAACAUGUUAUUAUCAUCAACUCUGCGCUCUGCGCUGUCUUAUACGGCGAGGCAGGUUCGCAGUCUGCAUCAGUCAUCAGCUCGUGCCGGAGCAGGAGGAAUUUUUGUGCACAGAGACACACCAGAAAACAAUGCAGAAACUCCAUUUGAAUUCACCCCAGAAAACAUGAAGAGAGUUGAGGCCAUCAUGAAUAAUUACCCAGAGGGACACAAAGCGGGCGCCACCAUUCCUGUGCUGGAUUUGGCUCAGAGGCAACACGGCUGGCUUCCUAUUUCAGCUAUGAACAAGGUGGCAGAGGUCCUGGGCAUCGCUCCUAUGAGGGUGUAUGAAGUUGCAACUUUCUACACCAUGUUCCUCCGUCAGCCGGUUGGAAAGUACCACAUCCAGAUCUGCACCACCACGCCGUGCAUGCUCUGCGACUCGGACAGCAUCCUGGCGGCCAUCCAGAACAAACUGGGUAUCAAAGUCGGGGAGACCACGGAAGACAAAUUAUUCACGCUAACAGAAGUUGAGUGCCUUGGGGCUUGUGUGAAUGCACCAAUGGUCCAAAUCAACGAUAACUAUUAUGAGGAUCUGAAACCAUCAGACAUAGAGCAGAUCAUUGAUGAGCUGAAGGCAGGGACAGUCCCUCUACCUGGGCCCAGGAAUGGCCGUUUCUCAUGUGAGCCCACCGGAGGGUUAACCUCACUGAUAGAACCUCCUCCUGGACCGGGCUUUGGAGUGAGACCUGACCUGUAAACAGACCUCCACAGUCCAUUAUCUGACUCGAGUCCUUGUUCACACCAGAGAUGUUGUGUAUGUAAAUAAAAUGUUAUAAUUAACUAUA